Messenger RNA from Agrilus planipennis (emerald ash borer), 565 nucleotides. RefSeq names its product flexible cuticle protein 12-like. NCBI's taxonomy places the organism in Eukaryota, Metazoa, Arthropoda, Insecta, Coleoptera, Buprestidae. Gene Ontology annotation, cellular component: chitin-based extracellular matrix. Bases 93 to 404 code for a protein of 103 amino acids. The record is from RefSeq and is a predicted model, not a curated record. The transcript is spliced from 3 exons. Gene Ontology annotation, molecular function: structural constituent of chitin-based larval cuticle.
AGUAGGUAUGGUAUAAAUACAUCAUCAUUCUCUUUAGUUUUAGUUGUAAACGUAAAAGUCAACCGCGUACCUUAAACUGUACAAAAAUUACUAUGAUUUUCAUCUUCGCUUUCCUUUUCCUUUGUGCGAACGCCGCCCCUCAAAGUCAGGCUGACCGAGACGCGGUUAUUACGAAAUACGACAGCAACAAUAUAGGACUUGACGGAUACAAUUUUGCCUACGAAACGAGCAACCGAAUCUCGCAACAAGAAGACGGCCAAUUACAAAAUGUUGGUACCGACAACGAGUCUAUUGCUGUUCGGGGACAAUUCUCGUUCGUAGCACCGGACGGUGUUACAUACACGGUGAAUUACAUAGCCGAUGAGAAUGGAUUCCAGCCUCAAGGCGCACAUCUUCCUGCGUGAGCGUAAUCACUAUUUAGACUAUUAUAUAAUGAAUUAAACUCUCUAUUUAAAGCGGGACACACUUGACUAUUAUUUUUAUCAAAUGACUGAAGCAACUUCCUGCUUCUUUUGUUAAUGAUACAAAUAAAUGCUCUAAUAAAAAUAAACUAUUUAUUAUGAAA